Messenger RNA from Mytilus trossulus (common blue mussel), 792 nucleotides. RefSeq names its product ubiquitin-conjugating enzyme E2 D3-like. The record is from RefSeq and is a predicted model, not a curated record. NCBI's taxonomy places the organism in Eukaryota, Metazoa, Mollusca, Bivalvia, Mytilida, Mytilidae. The transcript is spliced from 6 exons. The coding region runs from base 87 to 533 and encodes 148 amino acids.
CGGUGUUUUCCAUACCUUUAUUUUUAUUGAAUAUUAUUUUUGGUCUGAUGACUUUAAUAGAUCCCCGGAACUUUAAAUAAAUACAAAUGGCGACAAAGCGAUUGAACAAGGAACUUAAAGAACUUGCUGGAAAUCCUAGUCCAGGUUGUUCGGCGGGCCCUAUAAAUGAUGACAUGUUCAAUUGGGAGGGCAGGAUACAGGGACCAGAUGGAACUCCUUAUGCUGGAGGAUUAUUUUACUUGCGGUUGACGAUUCCCAGUGAUUAUCCUUUAAAACCACCAAAGGUAAAAUUUACAACAAAGAUUUACCAUCCAAACAUAAGUGGAAGUUCAGGUGAAAUAUGUUUAGGUGUACUGAAGUCAAACUGGGCGCCAUCUUUAGACAUACGUAAACUGUUACUAAAUAUAGUAUCGUUAUUGAGUACUCCAGAUCCUGAUGAUCCACUAGAUACAGAUGCUGCAAAACUAUACGAAUCAGAUAGGAAAUUAUACGAUAAAACAGCAACGGAAUGGACACGAAAAUACGCCAUGUAACGUGGUUGACUGGGAUAUGACAUCAUGUUACAUUUAACGUUUUCAUUGUACAAUACAAUACUUUAAUGUCUUUGUUGCGUGACUGAAAUUUAUAUAAAAUUGCACGAAGUUGAUUUAUAUGUUGAGAUAAUUAAUCUUGUUUUGUAGAUUGUAAUUAAAUAAACUCUUGUAAGCAUAUGAUACGUAUAUAUCAACACCAUUUGUGUUUGUUCUUGUUUGUCGUCCGUCGACAAACUUAAAUAAAUUUAUAUUUUCUCGU